AUGGAUGACGUCGAAAGAUCAAUCUCCCGUUUGUGGAGAAGCUUCAGGACGGUGAAGGAGAUGGUUAGAGACAAGGGCUACUUUAUUACGGACGAGGAGAUCAACAUGACCUUGGAUGAGUUCAAAAGCAAAAUCUGCCCUAUGGGUGAACCACAGAGAAAGUUGAUGUGUUUCCAGGCACAGCCUACUCCAGAAGCUUUGGAGAGAUUCCCAGAGAUGGGUUCAUUGUGGGUUGAGUUCUGUGAUGAGGCUUCUGUCGGUAUCAAGACCAUGAGAAACUUCUGUAUCCACAUCAGUGAAAAGAACUUCAGCACAGGCAUUUUCAUCUACCAAAACUCUAUAACGCCCAGUGCCAACAAGUUGAUACCUACUGUGUCGCCUGCCACCAUUGAGGUUUUCCAGGAGAGCGAUCUCAUUGUGAAUAUCACCCACCACGAGUUGGUGCCUAAGCACAUUCGUUUGUCCAAGCUUGAAAAGAAGGAGUUGUUGGACAGAUACCGUUUGAAGGAGUCUCAGUUGCCACGUAUCCAGAGAGAAGACCCUGUGGCUCGUUACUUCGGAUUGAAGAGAGGAGACGUUGUCAAGAUCAUCAGACGGUCCGAGACUUCGGGCCGGUACGCAUCGUACAGAAUCUGCUUGUGA
Candidozyma haemuli is the source of this 642-nucleotide messenger RNA. Its product is annotated as DNA-directed RNA polymerase core subunit. Gene Ontology annotation, cellular component: RNA polymerase III complex; RNA polymerase II, core complex; RNA polymerase I complex. Gene Ontology annotation, biological process: DNA-templated transcription. The coding region runs from base 1 to 642 and encodes 213 amino acids. Lineage: Eukaryota; Fungi; Ascomycota; Pichiomycetes; Serinales; Metschnikowiaceae. The transcript has a single exon. Gene Ontology annotation, molecular function: DNA-directed RNA polymerase activity; DNA binding. The record is from RefSeq and is a predicted model, not a curated record.